This is a messenger RNA of Suricata suricatta (meerkat), 4725 nucleotides long. RefSeq names its product hormonally up-regulated Neu-associated kinase (gene HUNK). The annotation marks the transcript as partial. Gene Ontology annotation, biological process: protein phosphorylation; intracellular signal transduction. Gene Ontology annotation, molecular function: protein serine/threonine kinase activity; ATP binding. The record is from RefSeq and is a predicted model, not a curated record. The transcript has 11 exons. Gene Ontology annotation, cellular component: cytoplasm. NCBI's taxonomy places the organism in Eukaryota, Metazoa, Chordata, Mammalia, Carnivora, Herpestidae.
GGCGGCGGCGCCGAGGACGCGGCCAGGCCGGCGGCGGCCUGCGAGGGAAGUUUCCUGCCGGCCUGGGUGAGCGGCGUGCCCCGCGAGCGGCUCCGCGACUUCCAGCACCACAAGCGCGUGGGCAACUACCUCAUCGGCAGCAGGAAGCUGGGCGAGGGCUCCUUCGCCAAGGUGCGCGAGGGGCUGCACGUGCUGACCGGGGAGAAGGUGGCCAUAAAGGUCAUUGACAAGAAGCGAGCCAAAAAGGACACUUAUGUCACCAAGAACCUUCGGCGGGAGGGUCAGAUUCAACAGAUGAUCCGUCACCCCAACAUCACCCAGCUCCUUGAUAUCUUGGAGACGGAAAAUAGCUACUACCUGGUCAUGGAGCUGUGUCCUGGGGGCAACCUGAUGCACAAGAUAUAUGAGAAGAAGCGGCUGGAGGAGUCGGAGGCCCGCAGAUACAUCCGGCAGCUCAUCUCUGCUGUGGAGCACCUGCACCGGGCUGGGGUGGUCCACAGGGACUUGAAGAUAGAAAAUUUGCUACUGGAUGAAGACAAUAAUAUCAAGCUGAUUGACUUCGGUUUGAGCAACUGUGCAGGGAUCCUGGGCCACUCGGACCCGUUCAGCACGCAGUGUGGCAGUCCUGCCUACGCCGCACCGGAACUUCUUGCCAGGAAGAAAUAUGGCCCCAAAAUCGAUGUCUGGUCCAUAGGCGUGAACAUGUAUGCCAUGUUGACCGGGACCCUGCCUUUCACAGUGGAGCCUUUUAGCCUGAGGGCGUUGUACCAGAAGAUGGUGGACAAGGAAAUGAACCCCCUCCCCACCCAGCUCUCCACAGGUGCCAUCAACUUCCUGCGCUCUCUCCUCGAACCGGACCCUGUGAAGAGGCCCAAUAUUCAGCAAGCGCUGGCAAAUCGCUGGCUUAAUGAGAAUUAUACGGGCAAAGUGCCAUGUAAUGUCACCUAUCCCAACAGGAUUUCCCUGGAGGACCUGAGCCCGAGUGUGGUGCUUCACAUGACGGAGAAGCUGGGCUACAAGAACAGUGACGUGAUCAACACUGUGCUCUCCAACCGCGCCUGCCACAUCCUCGCCAUCUACUUCCUCUUAAACAAGAAACUCGAGCGCUACUUGUCAGGGAAAUCUGACAUCCAGGACAGCAUAUGCUACAAGACCCAGCUCUACCAGAUAGAGAAGUGCAGGCCCGGCAAGGAGCCUUAUGAGGCCUCCUUGGACACCUGGACAAGAGACCUUGAAUUCCAUGCUGUGCAGGAUGAAAAACCCAAAGAACAAGAAAAGCGAGCAGAUUUUCUUCAUCGGCCGUUUUCCAAGAAGCCGGACAGGAACCUGCCUUCACACAAGCAGCCCUCGGCCUCGCUCAUCACGCACAUUCAGAACACCAAAGCCCUGCUGAAGGACCGGAAGGCCCCCAAGUCCGGCUUCCCUGACAAAGAUGCCUUCGGCUGCCGCAGCAUCUUCCGCAAAACCUCAGACUCCAACUGUGUGGCUUCCUCUUCCAUGGAGUUCUUCCCCGUCCCACCCCCCAGGACCCCCAGGAUCGUCAAGAAGCCAGAACUCCCUCAGCAGGGCCCUGGGGGCCCUGGCAUCCCCCCCAAGGAAGACCCCCUGGUGCUGGACAUGGUGCGCUCCUUCGAGUCCGUGGACCGCGAGGACCCCUCCGACCCACUGUCCCCGUCUCAUCACUAUCGGAUUCUAGGCUCACCUGGGGGCUUGGCCCGCGGGAAUCCCGGUGAGCGGACGCUCUCCCCGGCCCUGCUGCCUGGAAGCCUGUCCCCUCUGCAAACUCCUUUGCAUCCCACUCUGGUCUCCUUUGCUCACGAAGAGAAGAGCAGCCCCCCGAAGGAGGAGGGCAUGUGCUCCCCACCUCCAGCCCCCAGUAAUGGCACCACGCAGCCCCUGGGGAGCCCGAAUUGCGUGAAGAGCCGCGGCAGGUUCCCCAUGAUGGGCAUCGGACAGAUGUUGAGGAAGCGACAGCAGAGCCUGCAGACCCCCGCAGAGCGGCCCCUAGAGGCCAGCAUGCCCCCCCUGCAGCCCCUGGCCCCCGUGAGCCUCUCCUUCGACAUGCCUGAUGGGGUCAAAGGCCAGUGCUAACCUGGGUAUCCCAGUGGCGGGAUUCUGGGUAUUUCUUAAGGAUGGCAAUGGAACAGAGCUCUGCACACCCUCAGAUAGAAAGGCCUCAUAGGAGCCUCCUUCAGGGUCUCACCUCCUCCCGCCACGGAAUGUCCCCACAGUGAACCACUAAAACCCACGGACCCAAAGCCUGUGUACCCCAGGCUUGCAUAGGACCCCAGGAGACGCUGGGAUCUACGAGGAGGGGUGAUUACAGGGGCAGUUUCAACCAUCCAUGUCUUCCUCCCGCCCACCCACCGACCCUCUGAUGGGCUGCUGGGGGAAACACCCAGGUCGGCCACUGGGCUCCUUGGAUCACAGACUCUUGCGAGAUCUUUCCUCACUUCGUGAUCUCCUCAGCAGUCAGACAGUCACCUAGGGACCCAAGGCGGCAUCACAGAGUGUCUCGUCCAGGCCACUGCUCCCUUUCCUCUUGCAGAGGUGAGUCCCUGCAGACCGUAGGGGCCAGGAGACUCGCUGCCAGGCCUCCGGCACCUCUGGGGAAGACCGACAGCGGCCUCUGCCAGCAGCACCACCCCCUCUGAGUGGAAAGGGGCGGCCAGGCAGAGACUAAUCCAGACGGUGGGGCUCCCAGUGAAAGGAAAGGGCCAGAGGGGACACGCCUCUACCAUCUUCUCUUUUGGUUGAAACUUGCUAACGAUUCAAUUCUCUUUUCCAAAGAUGGUUUUUCUUUAUGGGAUGUCAAACUGAAGUAACAUAACUAAAAAACAACCCGGAUGGAGAUGAGACGCGAUUCUACCAAAUUCAUGUUUUCGUGCGUGGAUAAGCGUGGCGGGCAUAAAAGCCCUCCCACGUGAUUUUUUUUUUCAGCAGCUGGUGGCCUCCCGUGGCCUGCAGGAGGGCUUGAUCGCAGCUGGGCCUGUGUCUUUCCCGUCACAUCAGCACAGCCCGAGCCUCCUGGGAGGCAUAGGCUGUGGCUACAGUCAGUUCUUUAGAAAGAGAAAACGUCAAGGUUGAAUUUGGACGCAUUUGGAAGGCACCAUUAGUUCCGUGCAGAACAGUUUUCAACCUGCCAAGGAAACAAGGGUGGCGUAGAGCUGAGCUAGUCGCCGCGCACCACAAGCAGGCUUGUCCGGUGAAGAUCAUGUUCAGAAACGCAGUACCGUGUCCCUCGGGGGAAAGCAGCAUUCCUCAAACUCGCCUGGAGUCCACGUCCCGUUUUCACACCUUUCGCCAAGGAUCGAACCAAAGAUGCGUCUCCGGUUCUGUGUCCACGCCAUCCCCGUGUGCACAUUCUGUGGAUCCCAGUGUUCUCUGACCGUGUGCAGCCAGAGCCCGCCGGGGCCUGUCUCCUCUCCCGGCCCCCGGCCCCUGGCACUUGGUGGCGACCACUCAGUCAUGAGCGAAACUGGAGAAGGAGGAAUCCGGCCCAGCCUGGAUAGCGGGGAGCUGAGGAGACAGGUUACGCAGUGGCUUGGGGUGUCCAGCUGGUGACUGGCCCAGGCGUGAGCAGACCCGCCACCGUGGUCCCCCCAGGGCUUGCCGCUGAUUUGGAAACAGGCUGCGGCCCUUGAGAACUACACAGCCUGCCUUUGUUUCCCCUGGCAGCCAGCCCACACCAGGGAGCCCUGGGCUGCUCCUUCAUCUCUUCUCCUUUGGCAGCGGUGACCUCCUGCCCCUCAUGCGUCUGGCUGAGCAAGGAAAAGAGUGGAUAGUUGGCCGGCCCUGGAAACCGCUGAGAAGCCUGGGCUCGGCUCACUUUGUGAGACCUGCAGCUGCUGUGUCUCCACCUCACUGGGGUCAUCCCGGCUCCAGGGCUCCUUAGGAAGGGGUCAGGUUCCUGGCUGUUGGCGUUACUCCUUUGUACGGCUCCAGACUGCGUUCCAGAACUUUCCAUUGAAAACGGAGCUUUUGAAGCAGAGGGAAGAAAAGCAUCUGAAAGAGACCUCUCUCUGCUUGACACGACGCGUGUUGGGUUUUUGAUCAGCGAAGGGACCCUUCUUGAACAUGGCUGCUGGCUGCAAGCGUCGCGCUCUGCCGAUUCGCGGGCUGUGCCCCUGUGCCUUGUGAGCCUCUGUCCCUUUUGUGUCUCUUCCAUGUAUUGUACUUUCCUUGAGGACGUGAGUGUUUAUCCAUAUCGUUGUUGAGCUCAUCGGGACAUGCUUUCUGCUCCUCAAUUCAGGGACAGCUGCAGACUGUCGCUUGAUUCAUGGACCAUGUCCCCAUUGGUAGCUUGAACUGUGAACUCAGGUUUAUUCCAGACCCAAUGAGAGGUGAGAAUGAGGAAGGGGGGGAGGGGUCAACUGUAUUUUUUGUAUGUGAGCACCUGACAAAUCGAUGAAACCGAAUGAAAGAGGAAAUGUUAAAUUCUUUAUUAUUUUAUUAUAUUUAUAUGGGAAACUUGACUAUCCCUUUGGUAAGUACAAAGUAUGUCGUCUGUUUGACCCAUGACUGUCUCUCAUUAGUCUGCGCCCAUGACCUCAGUCAGCUUGCUGUUACUGACGGAAAUGACUGAACUGUCACCGUGUGAAGUCCAGGAGGAAAAGUCCACUUUAAUUGUACGAUUUGGUCACAAGUAAGGACUGUAUUUAUGUUACCAUUAUUGAGUAUAUGUACUUUUAUAAUGACUGUGAAAUACACUUUUCCCUCACUGUG